CCAGCAGCAAUCAGGACUACCUUAAACCCAGCCCAAUGCCUCUUCCUGCGCCACUCUGCGUGCUGGAUGGAGAUCCACAGUCAAGAGCUGCAGCUCAGUGCUGGAGUACAACAUUUCACAGGGAGCCCUGCAGAAGCAACACCUGUUCCGAGCCAGCCAAGAAAGACACAAGCACUUGUAUGUUGCUGCUUUGCUUGUGGAUCGUCAAUAAUCCUAAACCAGUGGACAUCUGCUGAGCCUCCUGAGAAUUCUGGAUAAUAGAUUUGGACGUCAAAAGUUUUUUUUUUUCUUCUUUUUUCCUUUUUUUUUUUUUUUGGAUUUAUCUCAGCCAACAACGUGAGAUUUCCCCCCUCCCCCUUUGCAGGAUUCAUGCUGAUGUAUGCAGUCUGUUAUAGAGUAAAAACAGCGCAUGCCUUUCUGGAGUCAGAAUCCAUAAAUCCUGACGUAGCCUGUGCAUCUUAAAAAAAAAAAUCCCUAUAACGCCUAGGUAUUUAAGUUGCUAUGGUCAUUCUUAUCUUAAACCAAAUGGAGAAACUACGGAUUUUUUUCUUUAUUACAGUUGGAUGGGCUGAAGACCGUAUUGCUUGCUAAGAGCUGGGGAUAUAUGCAUUUAUAUAGAUAUACACAUCUAUAUGUUUAUAAAUAUGUCAGUGUGUGAGUAUAAAGUGGUGGUUUCUUAGACUAACUGGUUUGACCUUGAACCUGUACCAGUCAAAACAGAAUAUUACUUUUAUUUAUGCAUUUAAUGGAUUGAAGAAAGAACAUUUUUCUGUAACUGCGCUAGGGAGGGGAGAGGAGUGGAAUAUACCUAAUCUUAUAUCUCCUGGGUUUGGCACCAUCAUUAUUGUUUAUUCUUAUUCUCUAAAAGCAGAAUCUUCUGAUGGCUCCCUUAGGUGAAGUUGGGAACUAUUUCGGUGUGCAGGAUGCAGUACCCUUUGGGAAUGUGCCCGUUUUGCCGGUGGAUAGCCCGGUUUUGUUAAGUGACCACCUGGGUCAGUCUGAGGCAGGUGGGCUGCCCAGGGGCCCUGCGGUCACGGACUUGGACCAUUUAAAGGGGAUCCUCAGGCGGAGGCAGCUAUACUGCAGGACUGGAUUUCAUUUAGAAAUUUUCCCCAAUGGUACUAUCCAGGGAACCAGGCAAGACCACAGCAGAUUUGGUAUACUGGAAUUUAUCAGUAUAGCAGUGGGCUUGGUCAGCAUCCGAGGAGUCGACAGUGGACUCUACCUUGGAAUGAAUGAGAAAGGGGAACUGUACGGCUCGGAAAAAUUAACCCAGGAGUGUGUAUUCAGAGAGCAGUUUGAAGAAAAUUGGUAUAACACAUAUUCAUCAAAUCUAUAUAAACACGUGGACACUGGAAGACGAUACUACGUUGCGUUAAAUAAAGAUGGGACUCCAAGAGAAGGGACUAGGACUAAACGGCAUCAAAAAUUUACACAUUUUUUACCUAGACCAGUGGACCCUGAGAAAGUACCGGAACUAUAUAAGGAUAUUUUAAGCCAAAGUUGACAAAGACAAUUCCUUCACUUGAGCCCUUAAAAAGUAACCACUAUAAAGGUUUCAUGCGGUGGGUUCUUAUUGAUUAGCUGUGUCAUCACAUCAGCUCCACUGUUGCCAAACUUUGUCGCAUGCAUAAUGUAUGAUGGAGGCUUGGAUGGAACAUGCUGAUUUUGUUCUGCACUUAAAGGUUUGUCCUCCUGGAGGAGAGCCUAUGCCCACUCGCUUGAUUUAGUACGAGAGGGAGCGCGAGAGAGUGAGUGCGAGAGAGAAAGGGAAAGGAUGAAUGGGAGUGAGAGCGCGAGAGAGAGGAGCCAAGGGGAGGAGGAGGAAGAAGAGGAGGAAGGCCUGAUGCAUGCUGGGGAAUAGACACGCUUUUAAAUUUUUGAUCAGUUGUACUUCGUCAUAUAUCAGCAUAGCUGCCAUACUUUGAUUCAUCAGGAUUUUUGGCUGGUGGCCUGCUCAAGUGUACGCUGCAUUUACAAAGGCAUGGAGGGUGCAGUCUUACUUAAACAAGAGACUUUUCAGUUAAUUGCUCUCUGGGUCUCACCCCACUGAGUUUAAAGCAAAGACGUCUUAGUAAAAAGAUAAAAAUAAAAAGUUAAAUUUAUUUAUAGAAA
This is a messenger RNA of Strigops habroptila (Kakapo), 2115 nucleotides long. RefSeq names its product fibroblast growth factor 9 (gene FGF9). Gene Ontology annotation, molecular function: fibroblast growth factor receptor binding; growth factor activity. Gene Ontology annotation, biological process: animal organ morphogenesis; regulation of cell migration; positive regulation of protein phosphorylation. Bases 881 to 1507 code for a protein of 208 amino acids. Gene Ontology annotation, cellular component: cytoplasm. The record is from RefSeq and is a predicted model, not a curated record. The transcript is spliced from 3 exons. NCBI's taxonomy places the organism in Eukaryota, Metazoa, Chordata, Aves, Psittaciformes, Psittacidae.